AGGGUCAUUCCUGAGUCAGACGUGACACCUGUGCUUCUCAGGUAACUGCUCUCUUACUGGGCAUGCUCAGCGGUCUCCUUGGUAACCUGAGUUGGACGUCCCUUUAUUUAGUACAUGCGGCCCUCCCAGAGCGUCUGAAAAUGGUUGUGCUUUAAACUGAACUCACUUUUCUGAGGGAAACAUCAUUUUUAUGGAUUAGAAUGUGAUUGGAGUGUACCAACUCUUUUAAGGAGGGGUGGAACUUCAACAGGUGGAACAUGUGCGUGACAUGAAGCUCCAUCAGGUUCCAGGCUUGUGGAAGAGAUGCCACCUCACGACAUGUCACCUCCCCAUCACACAACAUGACCAGUGAGGAUCCUAUAAGAACUCAAAAUUGCCAUAAAAAUACAAGAAAAUGUGAAAAAUUAUGUUUUUUUUUCCAAGGAAUUCUGCUGAUGUUGCUGCUACCAGUUAUCAGAGCUCCGAGAGUUUCUUCUGAACCAGCGUGCCCCGUUUCCUGUGUGGUUUGUUCGGAGGAUGCUGUCAUCUGUCAGAGACUCGCUCAGAUUAUUGUGGCUCCAGAUUCCACCCAGGCUCUGCUGCUAACGGAGGGCUCCAUCUCCACAGUCCAGCCUGCUGCACUGUCUGAACUCAGCAACGUCACAGUUUUAGGUCUAAGCAAUAACCAAAUCUCAGAACUUGGAAAAGAGGCCUUCAAAAGCCUGCAGCUCCUCCACACCCUCCUGUUGGACCACAACCUCCUGACGAGCCACGCCCUACAGGGAGGAGCUCUGACCAACCUGACUCAGCUGAAGGUUCUUGCUCUGGGCCACAACCUCAUCAGCAUGAUACAGGCUGGCUGGUUCAGAGGCACAAAGGCUCUGGUUAGCUUGAAGCUGGAGGGAAAUCUACUAACUAGUUUGGACUCCAGUUCCUUUCCUCAGAAUGACCUCAGACAACUGGAGAGUCUGGAUCUGUCAGACAAUCUGAUCGAUCAUCUGGACCAGAACAGUUUCCAAGGGUUGGUGGGUCUGAGGACUCUGGAUCUCUCCAGGAAUCGCUUGAGUUCUGCUCCUGCUGAAGCCUUUUCCUACCUCAGCUGGCUGACCAACCUCAAUCUGGACCUCAACUCGUGGAACUGCACCUGUGAGCUGCUGGAGCUCGCCGCCGUUCUGACAGCUUUUAUUCAGCAACCUGACAAGACCCUUUAUAACGGCCGCAGGAUGGUGUGUGUGAGCGCCGACAACCCCGCUGUGACCACGGUUCUAGAGCUGACCGAGGCCAACUGCGUCCCGUCCAAUCAGAACAUCACAGUGAAGAUAGAGACCAAAGCCGGAGUGACGCCUCACGAGUACGCUCGAGAUAUGGCCAUCACUGCAGUCAUGUGCUUUAUUGGUGGCGUUGCUUUGACUCUGUUGGGGGUCCUGAUCUACUACCAAAUCUCCAAGAGGAAAAAACGUCAAGAAAGACUUGAAAAAGAGCAAGAGCGACGAAACGUGGCGAAUCACGUCAGCCACCUUGAUGUUACUGAUAGAAGAAGAAAUUUCUUCUUGGCAGCAAACAGCAGGAACAAGGCAGCGGUGGCUGUGGAUGCGUGGACAGAUGGCCAUGCUAAAGUCAGAGCAGAUGAAAAUGACGGCUGUUUGCAAUUCCCUAACCAUAGAACUGCCCUACCAGGGUCCAACCCAGGGAGACGGGACUACUGGAUGAAUGGAGGGAUAAAGAAGGGAGACCAUCAAGAGAUGAGAAGGGUAAAGAUGGAAGAGGAAGGGAGGACAAGUCUUCAAACAAGAACCUCAGUCAGGGAAGUCCCUGAAAACUUGUAUGCACGAGGCCAAAGAAACUCUUCUCAUUUGCAAAUAGGAAGUUUGAAUCCCCAAAAUAGUCCAGAUUCAGGCCGCAAAAGGAUUCCAAAUGGUGAGUACUUCCACAAAAUGUACAGCCCACCAGAACACAAUGUGAGAUAUGGAAAGCCUCAGUCCUACUAUGGAGAUACAUCUGCUCACAACAGCAGAGAAAGAAGCGGUCACUACCCGACGAGGAGUGGUGGGCUCAGGAAUGUCACUUUUGAUCUGGAGAGCCUCAAAACUAAUCAAGAGAGGAACAAUCUGGAGGAGGAAGAUCGUCCAAGCUCUGGUAAAGAGGAAAUGAAAGAAAGGACACACAGAGAUCCAUCCAGUCGUCCAUUCAAAGUCAAACUAAACUUGAACCCUGUACGAAAAAGCAAAGUCCAACCGCGAUUGGAGAAAAGCACCCCGAAAAGCAGCAAAAAGAAAAAACGGGAUGAAAAGGAAAGACUGGAGAAGCCCCAGAAAGGAAAGUCUGCAAAGAGAAGCAAGAAUGGCAGCGAGAAAAAGAGGAAAUCCUCCGGAGAAAAAGCAAAAAACAGAGAAAAAGAAGAGAAUCAAGGAGGUGAUGGAGAAACGUCUGCUAAGCAGAAAGAACCAACCUCCACAAAUGAUGAAGAAGGUCAGAGAAGUGCAGAUCCUGGCCAGGGUGACGACACAUCCCAGCCUGCUGAACAACAGGCAGCUUCUGCUGUUGCACCCACACAAAGUUUGCACGGUUUCCAGUAUCCUGCAACAGCACAAGGAGGUAAUGCCCGGCUUCCUCCCAAACAUCCCUUCUCUUUUAUUUCUGCUGGGACGAAUAGCACCAGCAACCUGUCUCUGCUUGGGACAACCGCCGCACCUUCAAUCGGCAGCAACGUUUCUCUCCAAGGAGGGAAUCCUUUGCUUAAAAUCACGACUCCGGGAUCGAACACGCUGCUUCCUGGGAGUCCAGCUAAUUUCCUCUCCCCUGGGAUCGCAUUAGGAGGACUAAACGUGACUCCAAGAGCUCCAGGAGGAACUGUGCCUUUAGUUCCUUCUCUUCAAAGUAACCAGGUUCUUGCUCAGGCUUUGCAAGCUAACACAGCACCUGUGCAGUCCCAGCUGGUUCCCGAAAACUCCCUCAUAGCAGCUCUGAAGCCGGACUCAGGACAGAUCCGAACCAUUCUGACAGAGGGAGCCCUUCUCCAGAUACCUCCGGAAUCUCAGGGAUCCAAGCAAAGGCCCGCUGAUCAGAACCAGGAGGAUGUGGGUGGAGCAGCUCCUCAAGGAGUGACCACAGUGGAGAAUAUAUUACCCAGCAACAGCCAGUCAGAAACAGGCUGCAAUCCUGAAGAUGCACCAGCCAACAUGGCAACUGGAGAUGUGGAUCUAACUGAAGAAGUGGAAGGCUUUGUCCCUUCAGCAUCCUCACAGGUCGUCUCCUCUUCUGAAGCUGCUCUGCUGCAGCAGGAGUACCUGUCAGCAGAAGGAGGCUCCUCCCCGAGAAGGAGGCUGAGGCUGGUGCUUCCUGAAAAAACAUCUGAUCGGCCUCCAACUGCACUGGAAAGAAAAAUACGCUAAAUGCUACCAACUCCAUCAAGGUCCAGGUCACAAUGGACCCGCCACAGGAAGAAGUUUAUUUACUGGAGAGAAUAUUAGAUUAUCCUCCAAAGAGACAACCAGUGAAACAACAGGUGAAAAAACAAAGACGUGGAGCGACCACACUGACUGGAGUUUACUCCAUGUAUCCCAACAUUAUUUCAAACAUUUGACUGAUAAAACCAUUUCCUUAAUCAGCCGAUAAAACCUCCAGAUGCAAAUAAUAGGGGUUACAGAUAACCCUAGAUACACACACACACAGUUGUCGGGGAUAAAAAGCAAACUAUCAACACAAUUUUUACACCAGAAUGUAAAUAUGUUUAUUUUUGGCUCAAACUUUUUCACUUGUGCUAUCUUUUGGGGUCCAUAUGACCCCACCCUUACUUUGAAGGUGGACAGGAUUUCAUGUCUGUCAUUAACAAUAGUGAAUAUCAAAAAUAAUUUAAAAAGAAAAAAAAAAGAAAGUUUGGCGCAGUGUCUUGUGGGUUCCAGACUCCUCCUAACAUUAACGUGCCUAGGAUAGCAGAAGGGUUUAAAAUCAGUGGGAAAAUGUUCCUUUUUUAAAACAAGCCUCCAGUGGUCAUUUGAGGAACUGCAAUAGUAGUCUGGUUGGGUUUAAAGACCCACUACAAUGAAUAUAGUCUUUUUUGUGUUUUUAACAUG
Messenger RNA from Oryzias melastigma (Indian medaka), 4052 nucleotides. RefSeq names its product leucine rich repeat containing 53 (gene lrrc53). The record is from RefSeq and is a predicted model, not a curated record. Gene Ontology annotation, cellular component: plasma membrane. The coding region runs from base 342 to 3371 and encodes 1009 amino acids. The transcript has 8 exons. Gene Ontology annotation, molecular function: protein binding. Lineage: Eukaryota; Metazoa; Chordata; Actinopteri; Beloniformes; Adrianichthyidae.